Molecule: messenger RNA, 2072 nt
Organism: Cryptomeria japonica (Japanese cedar)
Lineage: Eukaryota; Viridiplantae; Streptophyta; Pinopsida; Cupressales; Cupressaceae
Exons: 2
Coding region: 412-1791 (459 amino acids)
Source: RefSeq, a predicted model, not a curated record
CCCGCAGCCCAUACAUAUAACUGCCAACGCAAUACAAUAAAAAAAUUAUUUUUCUGUACCCUAACUGGCCAUCGGCAGGCUCAGACAAAGAGGUACUUAGAGUCAUGAUAUCCUGCAAGUCUAUUUUCCCAUUCUAUAGAGAGGUCCAUACAUAUUUUUGCUCUUUCAUUCUUUUACAUUUUUUAAGGAAGCAAGUGCUCUGUCUGUAGUACAAAGAUUCUCCUUCCACUGAAGGUCUCGACUUAUUCAAGGUAGUGGCAUUGAACGCCCUUUUUCUUAAAUAUGGUUAGCAACUAAACUCCUCUGCCCAUUGUGCUUUACUUCUGCUCUGGAGAAGAGAUCCCUGUCGUGGGUAUUGGUAGAAAUAUAUUCCAACAAAUUCGGCCGUCUUUUAGAUGAGAUUUAAUAGCAAUGGACAGGGAUAAAAUCCUUGAAUUCGAGAAGGCCUACAAAUCAAUCUGUAAAAAGCUGGAAAUAUUAAGAUCAAUCUAUAUCUCUAAUCAAAAUGUCAGCCUUGUAGGAAGUUCUGAAAAUAAAGCACAUCCAAGUAGGAGCUGUAAACCUCCAACAGACACAGAAACAAUUGGCGUUUCGCAUGCAGAUACUGUUUCUCCAGCAGAAAAUUCAGGUGGAGAACAAAAAAAUAUUGGGUGCUCUGUCAAUGCCAAGGAAUCAAUAGCACACCAUUCGAAUGAUUCUGCUGAAAAUGUUGUAGUGAGAGUACAUCAUGUACAGGAUGAAACAUUAGAAAAGGAGAGUUCGCCGAGAUUGAAUAAGGGCAUAAAAUCACCUCAAUCUAUGGGAUUUCUUAAGGAGCAAGCGCAGAAAUGGGUAGAAGAACAGAUUAUUGACGUAUUUGAAGAGCAUUCAGGGGAAACAGGAAAACAAUGCACUAUGUCCUCAUUUAACAAUAUGAGUGGUAUUGUAGAGCAUUUAAGACAGAUUUUACAAGAAAGAGUGGACCAAAUUGAAGGGAAGACCAAAAGAGUUGCUGAAUUAAAAGAAUUAUUGUCUAAAGAAAAACAUCUUGUGGAUUCUAUGCGCGGGGUGCCCGAUUCUCUGCAAGGUUUACUAAAUCAAGCUUUCAGUACGGCUGAAAAUGGCAUCUUCAUGUGCAGCCAAUGCCAGUUUGUAGCAGAGAAGGUUAAAGAACUAGACGUCCAUGCAAAAUUGGAUCCUGGUCCUUCAAGUUGCCAGUUUACAGCGGAAGAUGAAUUGGAAAUUCGUUGCAAUGUCAAUAAUCUUCAGAAUAAAAAAAGUUCUAGUGUCACCUCAAUGCAUUGCUUACGAGACGAAGAUGGUAAAAAUGAUACUUCAUUGAUUCCACUAGUUCAAGACACUAGUAAUGUGGCAUGCCAACUUUCUUCCACAGUUGUCAAUGAAACGCACAAAACGCAGCAUGGAAAUGUCAUGGACAUUGAAGAUUCAAAACUAAGUAAUUUAAUUGAGAGAAGAGUGGAGCCAGAACUUGAUGGUAGUGCCAUGACUUGCGCAGUCCCUCCUUUGAAACGAAAACUAAUAGAUGAUGAUUGUUCCAAUGAAUCUGGAUCCCAAAAGGCACCCAGAUUCAUAGUGCAUGCAUCCAAAUUGCAAUGUGCAAAUCAUAGUAAAGGGUGCUCUUCGACUAUGUCCUCUGAAAAUUGCUAUACAAGGCAUUCUCAUCACGACAUUGUCAGUAUGUCAGAUUUAGCCCCUGAUCAUGAUAACUGUGAGCAGAGGGACCAUUCAAUGCUUAAAGAAACUAGUUUUAAACUUGCUCUAGAAGAAGAUCUUGAUGAUGAUGUCGAGUAGCUUUUCGAAAGUGCAAUCCAUGCACCUUUUUUCUCAGAGAUAAUCUGCUAAUAAGAUGCCUUUAUUGAUGGAUAAGAUUGAUAAAGUGGCAACUCGUGGAUAACAUCUGAUGGAUUGAUCUUUUCAGCAUUAAUAAAAUAGACAGGAAUAAUCAUGUUCAAAAGUAAACUGUAUAACAUUGUUAACUAAACCAGCAUGAAAAUUAUUAUAUGGAUCUCCAUGUGACAUCAUGUAGAUAUAAAUUGAUUCACUCAAUACCCUCAUUCAUAUAAUUUUUUAUC